CAGUGGCAAGAGAUAUUGAUGAUAAACCCAAUGAUGGCCGUGAACCCUUUAUUGACAGCAUCAGGGCAUCAGAGGAUUCCACUGGUUCCCUCACCAUUUGAACCUCCAAGUGUGGAUAGAGAUUUACUGCCUCCCACUGUAGCUCCAACUGACCCAAGACAGUUUUAUGUUCCUUCCCAAUUUGGAUUCUCUGCUCUACCAAAUGCAAAUAUGCCGAACGUGCUGUCCAGUCAUGUCUACUCAGGUUGGGGCAUUUUGCCACCUGAAUCCAUAAAGGCAAUGGCUAGAAGGAAUGAAAUGAUUCAAAGGCAGCAUACUGCCAGGAUGGAAAUGGAAAUGCAUGCCAUUUACCAACAAAGGAGAAUAGAAAAAGUUAAUUCCAAGGGACUAGCAGGCCUAGGGGUACCAUUCCUUUAUGGCUUCAGUAUCCCAGCUGGCCCAGCCACCGACCAUGGCAGGAGCAUGCUCCCUGCCAGUGACCUGCAUGCUCACAGAAGCGCCCUGAGAAACUUUCAGGGAAACCCCAUGCUAGUGGCAACCGGUCCGCACUUUCUAGAGAGCUGGGGGCAGAAAUGUCGUCGUCUCAGGAGAGGUACAGGGAAUCAGAAAGUUCUAGACAGUGACACCGAGAGUUCUAAAAGUGGAGUAGAAGAAAAGCCCCUAGGCCAAACCCGUGCAAUUCCCUGUGAAGAGAAUGAGUAUGCAAAAGACCCAGAAACAGACACUCUCAACAAUCACAAGUUGGGUGAAACUGAAGAAAAUCCAUCUACAGCUCUUGCCCACACCUUUGGAGAGCUGGAGCGCGGCCAUGGAAAACCCUGGGGAGCUCAUGGCACUCCCCUGGAAGAAAAGGCCUGGGACAAUGGGAAGGAGAAGGCUUCAGAGCAGGUUUUGGCAGCCUGUGGUGAAAAGAAUGAGGUUUACCCGCCAGUUCCUCGACCGUCUCUGCCAGGAACACAUGUGCUUCUUACAAUCAAGGAAAAUCUAUCUUUGGAUGAAGAUAUUCAGAAAUGGACCGUGAAUGACGUGUACAACUUCAUUAGUGGCCUUCCAGGUUGUUCAGACUAUGCUCAGGUGUUUAAAGAUCAUGCAAUUGAUGGAGAAACUUUGCCAUUACUCACAGAGGGGCAUCUUCGAAGCACUAUGGGCUUAAAGCUGGGGCCGGCACUAAAGAUCCAAUCGCAGGUAUCUCAGCAUAUGGAAAGUAUAUUCUACAAGAAAAGUCUUUCACUUCCUACCCACACGAAACAAGCAUUCAAUCAACCAACAGAUACAAACCCUCUUUUGGAUUUUAAUUCCUGGAGUGAUACACUGGACGUUCCUUGUUCCCAGGAUAUGAUCAUUCCUAAAAGAAAUGAGCGAGAUACUAUGAGAAAUUAAAACCCUCACAGAGCAAGAACAGUCUUAAUCGGUUUUCUGAAAAGUCUGGCAUAUUCUGAAGGGUGUGUGGGGGUUUCCCAGGACCAGAUGGCGGAUCAGAGGGAGAGAAAGCCCACCCUCCUGAGCUCUCGGGGAGGAGGCCUUGCCCAGGCUUCCUGAGGUGACCACAUCACAAAGUGGCUGGAGGCGUAUCCUUGGAAGCAAAUACUAGAUGAAGGAUAGAAUUUGCAAACAUCAAAUUUGUAUAUAUAAAGAGGUGUAUUUCUUUUUUUUCCCUUCAGUUUUAUUGAGAUACUAUUGACAUAACAGCACUGCAUAAGUUUCAGGUGUACCACAUAAUGAUAUGACUUAAAUACAUCAUGAAAUAGCUAUCACAAUAAGUUUAGUGAAUAUCCGUCAUCUCUUAUAGAUACAAAAUGAAAGAAAUAAAGUUUUUCCUUGUGAUGAGAACUCUUAGGAUUUACUUAACAGCUUUCAUAUAUAAGGUACAGCAUGUUCAUUCAAUUUAUCAUGUGGUACAUUGCAUCCCUAGUACUUACAGCUGGAAGUUUGUACCCUUUGACGACCUUCAUUAAAGAGGUCUAUUUCUGAUUUUCAAAAAAAAAAAAAGAAAGCUAUAGUUGGAUGUUUCCACGAGGAUAUCUGUGCAGAAGCCAGAAAAACUGACACUGAAAAACAGAGCUCCUAACUGUCUUCACUGGCUUCCCAUCCCCCAGCCCAGAGAGAGACAGAGGCAACCCAGUGGAGCCAGAAGGAGGAAGAAGAGAAAGUGAAGUACAAAAUAGAGAAAUAGAGGAGCUGAGCACAAGGCCCCAGCUUUUCUCAUGGCAGGCUUUCAGCCUGAAGGAAGCUGGAGAAAGGAACGGGCAGAAGCUCGAACCUUAAAGUUCAGAGUUCGACUGUUACUCAGCUUUUUCCUUCUGAUAUGAAACCAUGUUAUGACUAAAAACAACUGGAGGACUCCUUAUGACCUGAGACGGAGAGGAAAGGGCAUAGUGACCACCUCCUAUUUCACCCAAGAGGUGGGGAAGAGUUACCUCCUCAAAGCAGUACUGAACUGGCAAGAUCGAGGGGAGACGAUGACGGCAGCUUCCGCGCGUGCCCUGUGGAAUCCCACUCUUUCAACUUCACAUUGAACAGAAAGACUGUGAAAGGAUCUGCAGGGAGCUGAUAAGCGUUUGCUCAAGGAGGGUAUUGGGUGACAGCGGUGUGAGGGAGACUUCUGACUAUAUAUCCUCUGGUACAUUUAAAAUUUUUAACUAUGAGAACGUAUUUUCUGUUUUUAAAAUUUAUAUUUAAAAUAAACAA
Molecule: messenger RNA, 2688 nt
Organism: Aethalodelphis obliquidens (Pacific white-sided dolphin)
Lineage: Eukaryota; Metazoa; Chordata; Mammalia; Artiodactyla; Delphinidae
Gene: SAMD7
Product: sterile alpha motif domain containing 7
Exons: 7
Coding region: 19-1380 (453 amino acids)
Biological process (GO): negative regulation of DNA-templated transcription
Cellular component (GO): nucleus
Molecular function (GO): chromatin binding; histone binding
Source: RefSeq, a predicted model, not a curated record